AUGGCGUGUUCCACCCUCCCAGCCCCCGACACAAAGACAGAAAGAAAAGGGAACUGCGAUAAAGAGGGUGAUAUGCACUGUGCGAUCAUCCAGGAGACAAAGGACAUAAAAGGGAAAAGGAGCAGGAAGAAAAAGCCAGCCUGUAGAACAGACUCUGCCUCAGAGGAGCGCCAGGCAGUGAGUGGACGGGAGCGGGGUGGACAGGAGCGGAGUGGACGGGAGUGGACGGGAGCAGGGUGGACGGGAGUGGACGGGAGCAGGGUGGACGGGAGCGGAGUGGACGGGAGUGGACGGGAGCGGGGUGGACGGGAGCGGAGUGGACGGGAGUGGACGGGAGCAGGGUGGACGGGAGCGGAGUGGACGGGAGUGGACGGGAGCAGGGUGGACGGGAGCGGGGUGGACGGGAGUGGAGUGGACGGGAGCGGAGUGGACAGGAGUGGACAGGAGCAGGGUGGACGGGAGCAGGGUGGAUGGGAGCAGAGUGGACGGGAGUGGACGGGAGCAGGGUGGACGGGAGCAGAGUGGACGGGAGCAGGGUGGACCGGCACAGAGUGGACGGGAGUGGACGGGAGCAGGGUGGAUGGGAACAGAGUGGACGGGAGUGGACGGGAGUGGACGGGAGCAGAGUGGACGGGAGCGGACGGGAGCAGGGUGGACGGGAGCAGGGUGGACGGGAGCAGGGUGGACGGGAGUGGACGGGAGCAGGGUGGACGGAGUGGACGGGAGCAGAGUGGACGGGAGCGAACAGGAGCAGAGUGGACGGGAGUGGAUGGGAACAGAGUGGACGGGAGCAGACAGGAGCAGAGUGGACGGGAGCGGGGUGGACGGGAGCAGGGUGGACAGGAGUGGACGGGAGCGGACGGGAGCAGGGUGGACGGGAGCAGGGUGGACGGGAGCAGGGUGGACAGGAGCAGAGUGGACGGGUGCAGGGUGGACAGGAGCAGAGUGGAUGGCUGUGGUGAGCAGCUGUCUGCCGGCCCCGAUCGUCGCUCCCGCACCCCAAAUCACCGUCUGGAGAGAGGUCACUCGCCUCUGCCGUCCUCUCUGGCUCCCGGGGCUCCUGACCUGCUCCCUGCCUCCGCCGCCCCUGCCUGCCACGUGGUCUUACCAGCCACACCUGGUCUGGGCCCCACAGCCCCCAGACCCAACAGCUGGCCACCGCUGACCACAGGGGGCCCGGCUGCGCUGGAAUGGCUUCUCCAGAGUGAAACAAUCUCCCGUUCCCUUGGAGACAUGGAGCUUGCAGAGGAGGCCCAGGCUGCCGGCAGCGGUCCCACAGAGCCAGAGGCCACGGCACCAGAGCCCAAGACCGCCAAGGAGGCUGAGCCCCCAAGCCCCUGCCGAGCCGAGGUGAGUCCUCCCCGAGGGGCAGCACCCCCCACCCCCCCAGGAGGCUCUGAGGAGACGGAGGGACAGGAGCCGGACAGGAGACCCCAGGAGCAGGAGGAAGAGGAGGAGGCGGCCGCAGCCAGUCCCUGGAGUGGGCCAGAGGACCUGGAGCUGGAGCUGCGGGACGGGCGGAGGUGCGUGCGGGCCCGACUCAGCCUGGCUGAGGGCCUGUCCUGGGGCCCAUUCCAGGGGACCAUCCAGACCAGAGCCGCAUCCCCCGGGCAGACAGAAGAGGGCCCAGCCCUGACCCUGAAGCUCACAGAUGAGGCCCGCUGGCUAAGGACGCUGCCCCAGGCCCUGACUGAGGCCGAAGCCAACUCGGAGAUCUACAGGAAGGACGGCGCCCUCUGGUGCCGAGUCACCAAGCCCGUGCCUGCCGGAGGACGCCUGCAUGUGGCCCUUAUGGCGGAGCCCCUGGGCACCCCCGGCCAGCCCGUGAAGGAGCCAGCAGAGCCAGAGCGCCCGGCCCCAGGGCACGCCGACAUCCAGCUGCUGCCUCAGCAGGCCGGCAUGGCCUCCAUCCUGGCAACGGCAGUCAUCAACAAAGACGUCUUCCCGUGCAAGGACUGCGGGAUCUGGUACCGCAGCGAGCGGAACCUGCAAGCCCACCUGCUCUACUACUGCGCCAGCCGCCAGCGCGCCGCGUCCCCCGCUGCCACCGCCUCCGAGGAGAAGCCCAAGGAGACCUACCCCAACGAGCGCAUCUGUCCCUUCCCCCAGUGCCGCAAGAGCUGCCCCAGCGCCAGCUCCCUGGAGAUCCACAUGCGCAGCCACAGUGGAGAGCGGCCCUUCGUGUGCCUCAUCUGCCUGUCGGCCUUCACCACCAAGGCCAACUGUGAGCGCCACCUCAAGGUGCACACGGACACACUGAGCGGUGUCUGUCACAACUGUGGCUUCAUCUCCACCACAAGGGACAUCCUCUACAGCCACCUGGUGACCAGCCACAUGGUGUGCCAGCCAGGCUCCAAGGGAGAGAUCUACUCGCCAGGAGCAAAACUCCCUGCAGACGGCCUGGCCGGUUUCCAGCAGCCCUCGGCCCUGCAGGGACCCCUGGUCUCGGCGACCACCCCAUCACCAGGACCGGACCGAAAGGCCCCGGCCGCGGCCACCAACGGGGAGGCCCCGGCGGCGCCCCAGAACGGGGGCGGCAGCGAGCCCCCGGCGCUUAUCCUCCAAAUCAGCUCUGACCAGUGUCACUGCCACGCCCACGUCUCCUACAUGCUGUCCACAGAGCCAGUGCUCUGGCCAGGCAUGCGCCUGGAAACCUGCACUUACUGA
Messenger RNA from Dipodomys ordii (Ord's kangaroo rat), 2667 nucleotides. RefSeq names its product zinc finger protein, FOG family member 1 (gene Zfpm1). Gene Ontology annotation, cellular component: nucleus. Gene Ontology annotation, molecular function: RNA polymerase II-specific DNA-binding transcription factor binding. NCBI's taxonomy places the organism in Eukaryota, Metazoa, Chordata, Mammalia, Rodentia, Heteromyidae. The transcript has 13 exons. The record is from RefSeq and is a predicted model, not a curated record. Bases 1 to 2667 code for a protein of 888 amino acids. Gene Ontology annotation, biological process: megakaryocyte differentiation; positive regulation of transcription by RNA polymerase II; erythrocyte differentiation.